UAAUAAAUAAGACAUUCAACAUAUUUUUCACUACUACUGGUAGUAGAGUGAUUAAAGUUUGAGUUCGGGUACAGUCUGUGCAUCCUAGUGAGCGAGUUGACUUUUCCUGCUCGCCACUUACCAGUAAUUUGCAAAUUAGAAGUUUUAGUCGGGAUUGUUCUCCCUUUCUGGUUCGCGAUGCCCCGUUUGGAGUUUGGGAACGGUCACUCUCAAAAUCCAAAGCAACUUUUUACAUGCAACUGCCUGCCUUGUUUACAUGAAAAUCAGCUGCUCUCUUCGCCCCGCCCCCCUCCAUAGAAAAAAAUCUCUCGGUACACAAGGAGACGCAACCGUCGUCUCUGUCUUUUAGUUAUGAGAUUUUUUAAACGUAUAUGCAUUCUUAAGUGCCAAAUGCAACAUUGCAAGAUUAUUUGACACUUUAUCAAUCUAUAAGAUACUAAAUGUCAAGCAAUCGUGGCAACAUUGCUACAACUUGCUCUCUUUUUGACAUGAAUGCACCAUUGAAAAUUGGUCGCUAAGAUAUUCUUAGUAUAUAGAUUUAAAUAUUACGCAUGACUGCUCAAUUUUGUUACCAAAAAUAAAUAAUUAUGAUUCAAAUUUGUAGUCUGAAUUCAUUUGCUUAUACAAUUUGGCUAAUUAUUUUUGUCAACCAUCCCCUUUCUCACAAUGGACAUUAACGGGAACAUAGAAGAGCUGGACAAGAUCGAUUCAAGUGUCACACUUCAUGUCAACCGAAAUUCAGGUGUGACCCCAAGUACCUCGUUUCCUAUUAUCCAACGACCCAGCGGAUUACUUCCCAGACAAAAUUCUGGGAUCAAUGCCAUCCUCGACACCGACUUGAUGAUGGUAGGCGGCGACCUUUCCAACAAGGAUGACGGAUCUUCGACACUGUUGCAAACUUCGGGAAAUGGUCAGAUUCGGAAUUCGUACGAGCAACCGUCAAUCACGUCCAGAGUACAUCCACACCAUCACCACCACCACGUACCCCUCCGACUCAGCAAAAUUCUUCACCAGUGCAUUCGUCAGGGAACUGUGGGUGGAAGGCCCCCCUCAGUCUUAAACAAGGGGUUCUUAGAAUCGGUAGGAGAACAAGUUCGAACCAUCAAGAGCAGGCCAUUCGCAAAUGAAUCCGAAUUUAGCUUGGAGCAACGCUUGCCAACGCCCAAAUUCAGCGAACCAUUCUCCCAAUCUGCAUAUACUAUUCACAGCAAUCUUGACGAAACUUGCAAUACGCGUGUGUCAUCACGAACACGGCCGGUAACAACUAAUGUGUCUAAUAGUAGCGUAAGUCAGGAUAGAUCGAAAUUAGAUACUUCAGUAAAAUCCACCUCCAAUGAGAUCGGAAUUAAUGGAAAGGAUGCUGCCAAUGUUAACAUCAACUUAACCUUAAAAUUGAGCCCACUGGACAGAAAUUCUUUCGUCGGGUAUGAUUUGAACAGUUCAAGUCACAGCCAUAGUUCUGCAUUUCCUGCUGAAGCCACAAAAUCAACUUCUGCUUCAAUCACAAAAGUUGAGAGUUCAAUGCAAACCGAAGCAGCUGAAUGCCAGAAAAAUGAGGACAAAGGAAUUAGUAGUCCUGACUGUGAUGGGAGUUCAAAGUCAUUGGAUUCUAUUUCUAUCGUUUUCGACCCUUCUGCAAUAAAUGUCGCAACAGAGAGCUCGGGAUGUGAGCAGGAAACAUUUGCAGAUGAUAAUUUGGAGAAAUUGGGACCCGACGUUAAAUCAGUGCUAUCUGCAGAACUCGUUACAUGCGAUGAACCAACGGAGCAUUGCUGUACGACGGAAACUAUUUGUACUUCCGAACCAAGUGCAAUGGGAAUCAACUCUAUCAAAGAGAUACCUAAAGAAGAAAAUGAAAUAUCCUCGGUACUCGAGUUAACGACUGAUGAGAAAACUGAAAAAAUUGGUCAGAUGGACACCACUGAAAUUGAGAGCAGCUUAGAUUACUCAGAGGACGCAGUGAGCAAAGAAGACUCGACGGAAUUUAUGUUGGCUACAAUUGCAAAUGCUUUAGAAAUAACGGGAGGCCGUAUGAAAACGGCCGCAUCGUCCACAUUGUCCCUCUUGGCGAAUCUUGUUUCGAUGGACGUUAACACGGAAUUUGACGAAGAAACAAUGAACGCACUCGAAAGUGACCUGCCAAUUAAGUUAAUGAGGAUUUUGGGUGUUCCUAAGAACCUGCGACAUACGAUCUACAGUGAAGCGUGUGGUGAGGUCGAAGUUUUACAAGAUCUCGGAACAGGAACUUACGGUGCCCUGACCACCGUGAUAAAAUGGAUUUGUGGUGGUAAAAAAGGCAGGGAAGAUUUUUUGUCUGUAAUGCGAACUCUUUCUUCCGUUCAUACUGAGGUUGACUUUGAUUCAGAAGUGUGGAAUGAGCUGAGCAAACAAGUUGAAUCAAUUACGGAAACAGUGGAUAACGUUAUUUUAGAUAAUGUGGAUGCUGCCGAAAUCUUGGGAGAUUCCCUUGUCGAUUUUGUGACUUCGGUGACCACACUGGAAAUGCCAUCAGAAUUGACUGAUAUGAAUGUUGAAUGCAAAAAUGAAAAUGAUACGAAGACGAACCAAGAAGAUUUCAUGACAUCGCAAUACAUUGAGGAUGGAAAGAGUGAUCAACAAACCAAUGGUCUCUUGACCACAGCCGAAAUAGUGGACAUUAACAAUAAUUACUUGGUGUAUUCAAACUCUCAACAAUUUGUCCCCUGCACAGAAGACAUUUCAAAUAACAACAGAGGCAAUUUUCAUGAGUAUCUAAAAAAUGUCAACGAUCCCAUUGUUAUCAAAAGUUCUGGAACGGAUGAAUCUCUUUUAUUACAACGUGCUGAACCUAUCGCCUACGAAAGCAGCAGUUUACUUCAAUACAAAAUAAAUCCAAAUGUAUUCAGGCAACAGCUCGACAAUACUCAGCGAGAUUUGCUUGGGAUUUCUGAGAAUAAACUUUCUACUGAAAUGAACAAUGUCGAAAGAAUAGGCGACGAUGUGCGUGUACUUAAUUCGGUGCCGUGUGAAGACGGGGAUGUCCAAGAGAAUUACAAAAUUGAAGGUCCCAUCGACAACGAUGACCUGCUGUUUCCUCACUUCUUAGACGAACAUAUUGCUGAAUCAGCAGAACCAGCCAGGGCCCCUCAAAAUCUGCAAAGCUUCUUUUCUAAUCGCACCGUGAAUACCACGAAGCAUCAGAGCAUCAAACCAAUGGAUGAACAACCCCGCUUCAUUAACCCAGUGAAUGACGAUUUGAAUCCUUCCGUUUCAUCGUCGUCAGUUGCAUUUAGGAACAAGCUUCCACAAGCACCACCAAACAGCGAAUUUUCCUUUGAUAGGAUGAAGCACGAUGACAAAGUAAUCAAGGAUAUGAGUAAAAUUUCAAAACUUGUACAUCAACUCUAUCAAGAUUUGAUCCCACCCGUUUCAAAGAAACUUUCGGUAACCAAAACUACAUCCAAACCAGAACCUUUGCCAAGUCGAAUCCCAGUUCCUCGUGCCACAUUAAAGCCGUUGGCAACUCCUCGAAUGAAAAUUUCACUAGUUGGACAACCAUCGCAAAACUGUAUACCAACAGCUAGUGUUUCAACGGUCUCACUGUACCACGCAUCCAGAGCCACGGAUUCUGAUAGGUCAUUCAUCCAGUCAAAUCCAUUGGCCAAACAAGAUGAUGAUCAAAAUGCAAAGCAAUACCAAAAUGUUAUUUCCACCUGCACCUACAAUUGUGAAGAUGAUGACGACCAAUUGUCCGUGGCACCAACGGUUGGGUCUUCUUCUCACCACAACUAUUCUAAAACGCGUGGUGGUCGCUCAUCCUUUCUUCAGCCUACGAUCAGCUCUAUCAAUAAAGCUAAGCUGAGAUUGAAUUCAAAAUUGUCAAUUGCUACAACAGGGUCCAGCACUUCUUUGACUAGAAAUAUUUCAACAACGUCAAAUGCAUGCAUUACUCAAAAUUGGGUGGCACAAAAAUUAUCCACUUCGAGCAUGGAAAGCAAUGCAACCUAUUCACUCGAUGAUAACAAACAGUCGUCGUCGGCAGUCCAAAUGGAAGAUUAUUGUCGCAAUAAACCUCAAGAUCAAAUCAGUUCCUACCAACAAAUGUACCAAAAGAAAAACAUUUCCAUUGCAAAACAGUGUAUGAAGUCAUUUAGUCAGAAGUCCAGCUCUUCGCCAGUAUCAACAUCUGCAAAGCCUCGUUUUGUCCAAUUCUAACAGUGUAUUCACAUCAUCGUAGGUGAUGUAUGCAACGAUUCAUCGUCAUCAAACUAAAUUGAGCGUAAAAAUAAAGUACUUUUUAAAAUACAUCAGCAA
Folsomia candida is the source of this 4293-nucleotide messenger RNA. RefSeq lists its product as uncharacterized. The record is from RefSeq and is a predicted model, not a curated record. The coding region runs from base 667 to 4194 and encodes 1175 amino acids. Lineage: Eukaryota; Metazoa; Arthropoda; Collembola; Entomobryomorpha; Isotomidae. The transcript is spliced from 13 exons.